AUGUCUAUGACAUCUACGAUAAUCAAUUGUUCUUUCCCUUGGAGGCGUAAUCUGAAGCUAAUCAAUCGCGGUGAUAUAGUUGAUAUUUCGUGUGCUGAUCGAAUAUCAUUGAUAUUUCGGGAGACUCACUUUUUCUGGAAUUCUACUCACGCUUGUCGUGCUAAAUUCCAGCUGCUAAGUGGAUGUAUAAAUAUGUCCAUGGAUUUAAAGAAAAAGCAGUACGGAUUAAUUCUGAAGAAGAAGGAGGACAAACCUAUUGUACGAAGGGUUACCAACGUUUUCGGUGACGAUGAUGAUGAGGCUGAAAAAGUAGACGUGUCGAAUCAAAUUCAAUCAGCGUCGACACUUCGCGUGAAGAAACAUGCCGAACGGCUGCAAGAAAUGGCCAUUGCUGAAGAUCCAACCAUAUUUGAUUAUGACGCUAGUUAUGACCAGAUACAAGCUAUACGGGACGAAAAGGUAGCAGAAAAAAAGAAGGCUGAUAAAGAGAGAAAAUCCAAGUACGCCUUGGAUAUCAUUAAAGCGCACAAAAGACGUGAGCUGGAACAACAAAGCCGAGAAGAGCGUCAGCAACAGAAAGAGAGAGUGGAAGAAGGAGACCAGUUCGCUGAUAAAGAAGUUUUUGUAACGGGUGCGUACAGGAAGCAAAUGGAGGAGGUACAAAAGUUCCGAGAAGAAGAAGCUUAUGAGAAAAGAUUCAAUGAACUUACAUCUGUAGAGCAUCAAAAAGCAUGGCAAGCUGGCUUUGGGCGUACUUUAUUAAAUGAGCUUGCAAGAGGAGAACCGAGUUUAAUGCAGAAAGGUGAAUUACACGGCGGUAGUGGUGACAGUUCAGCAGUGACCAAGAAGAAAAUGCGCAAUAUUCGGCAAAGGCGCAAAAGUGGUUCAUCGUCCGAUGACGAGGAAGAAGCCGUCUCAACUGGAACAAAACCUAUAACAGUAAAGAAGUCGAUUUACUCGGACGAUGAGGAUGAUGGUCAGGCGCAAUUUGAACCGCCAAAGAAGAACUUUCCAGGAGAGUUGAAGCCAGGGUUGAAUAGGGUCGUUAAAGCACCAACGAAAACAGAGAGGCUCAGAGAACGUCAGUUCACACCAACUCCACCCUCUUCUGAUAAUGAGGAGAAGGACAGACGGAAAAGGGAUAGGGGCAGAGAUCGAAACCGAGAAGAUCGUAGAAGCAGUCCCGAUCGUCGAAAGAGCAUCGAUGGGAAGGAGAGCAAAGAGUCAUUAAAAAAGAGGAUAGAACCGAACAAGGAUGACAAAGCGCAACGUCUGAUUCGACUCAAAGAGAUUCUGAAGCAGAGAAAUGGAGAAGCAGAAAUUGAAGAGUUCAGGAGGCGUUAUUUGGAGAGAAGAGAAAAGGAAACGGUCACAAUCACCUUGAUCACCUUGACUCCUGUUAUUGUUCGAACUGGUCGAGCAGGCCACGGAUCUCCCUCACUAGAAGGAUCACAGGCGACUACUCCCAAGGCUCAAUGGCGUGUCCCUGUGUGGCGGACAGGAGAUCGACUCCCUAUUUCUGCUGUGCCAGGAUCGGCUCAUAAUACUACGGUAUCCCGCACAUAG
Messenger RNA from Necator americanus (New World hookworm), 1566 nucleotides. RefSeq lists its product as uncharacterized. The transcript has 13 exons. Bases 1 to 1566 code for a protein of 521 amino acids. The record is from RefSeq and is a predicted model, not a curated record. Gene Ontology annotation, biological process: regulation of alternative mRNA splicing, via spliceosome. NCBI's taxonomy places the organism in Eukaryota, Metazoa, Nematoda, Chromadorea, Rhabditida, Ancylostomatidae.